AUGCUGGUUUCACCUUCGUCAGGCUCCCAGACCGCCUCCCUCAGCCUCUCGGUGAAGGGGGCGACCCUCGGCUGCGUGGCCGCCUCCUCCUCAGGGCCCAACAAGCGCCGGCCACCUCGCGCACUCCCCGACGCCCCAAGAAUCCCCGAAGCCUCCGCGGUGGACGAUCCGCCCAAUCACAAACGCCGCAGCUCCUCCCGCCCCCCCGCCCCGCGAUCCCGCCUCCUGAUUGGCGGCCUACAAGCCCUGGCGCGCCCUCCCCCCCUCCCCGGUCUGGUAGGGCGAAGGAGCGGGCGCGCGGUCGAUCGAGCGAUCGGUUGGCGGCUCUUUCUCCUGCUCUGGCAUCCCGCUCUCGGGGCGCAGGCCCGGCCGCCGCCGCGGCGCGCGCCCGGUGGCCGUUGGCGGUCGCGCCGCGUCUUUCUUCUGGUCCGCAGAACUCGGGCGGCGGCCUAUGCGUUUGCGAUUCGCCGAGGAGUCGUCCGGGUGGUCGGCGGGGGCGGGCAGCUGCUCCGCCCCGCUGCCGGAGAGGCGGCGGCAGCAGCGGCGGCGGCGGCUGCCGGGGAGGCGGGGGUGGCCGGGGCCGGCCUGGACGCCUGGCGUCAGCCUGCGGGGCCUGCAAGGACCCAGCUGGGGGGACAGGAGGGGGCCGGAGGAUGGUUGGUGGUGGGCUUUCUCCUUUGCCUUUUCCUCCUCAUGCCGCCUUAGUGAGGAGCGAGCGCUGCGGCGGCAGCUCCGGGGUGGAGAGACGAACCCGGGAGUCGGAAGACGAGCUGGCUUUGCUUCCGGGCCUGGUCCCCAGCUGGCCGAGUGACCUUAGGCCGGGCACUCUGUCGUCUGUGUGCGCCUCAGUUUCCUCCUCUGCCUAUCGUGUGUGGGAUUGAAAACGCUUUGGUCAUGGCAAAGCGGACGUGUACGUAAAAAAAAAAAAAAAGAAAAAAGAAAAAAAAAGAUCAUUGCUUGUGUUAAAAAUAUUUCUUUUUUGAGUUGUGAGAGAACUGACCAAUUGCCCCAUCCUCGGAUUUCGCACACCCUGAGAAACCUUGAAUUGGAGCUGGAGAUCCCCAAACUCCUUGAAAUUUGUAUGCGGAAGUUUGUGCAGAUGUGCACUCCUGAGGGGAUGGGGAGCCGUCGCUAGCAGGUUUUCUUCUGUGGGCCAUGACUCCAGAGGCUAUUAAGAGCCACGAUUCCUUGAUGCCACAGGGAGGAAACUGAGGCCUAGGUGUCAUUUGGGACCCUUCACAACCCAUUUAAACACCCUUGUUUGAGUCCCUGGGAUUAUGUGAGCUGUUUCUAUGCAUAACGGAUAUUUGGGGGGUAACCAGUGCUCCCCUGCUUGGCUUCUAUUCUGGAUCCCUUCUUUCUGCCACGGGAUUCCUGAAGGGUAGCUGAUGCGUAUACAUAUAUGGUACAGUAGCACCCAAGGUAAAGCAGCUACAAGAGGAGAGGAUGUGUUCUGUAGAAUCAAGAAGUUCGUUUAAUCUUUGACCCAGCAAAUCCUUUGUGUUCGUUCGCUGUUUAUACUGGUGCCUGACCACCUUUCCCCACUCUUUAUUGACCUCCCUCCCUCCCCCCCCCCCCAGUGACUGUGUUUGCCACCUGUUCCUUGCUGUUACUUCGUCUCCCUGGUCUGUGUGGUUGGUAGUGAACAGGCUUACUUUCAGCGGGUGCUGUUAAGCCCAACAAAUACUGAUGCACGGGGGUUUUGUUUUUUGGUUUGCAAACGUGCUCACUGGAACAGACUGAACCUGGCAUGGGAUUCCUGAAGAUGUGUUUGGGGGGGAUUUUCUUUAUUUAAAGUUAACCUUCUUUGAAAAGUUGUAUUAGAACUGCUGAACUUCAAAAUCACCAGAUUUGGAAGUUAUUCCAAAUCUUUAACUUUCCCUCAACCUGCCUUGUAUUCUUAUUGCUUGUGUGAUGAUUCAGAUGGCCAAAAUGCCAAUUUUUGCUUCUGUGUUAAUUGUCAGCUGCUUUUAUCAAAUUCCAGGCCAUUAUCCAGUAAACACUAUUACAAAAAUGUUUGAACGGUUGGAUUUCAAACAUUUUCACUUUGUGGAGUGGUGCUUAGCAAGUGGUACAGCUCUAACCAAGUGAACACAGACACAUUUCAGUGUAUUUUGUCUGAUUGGAAAUUAGCCAAUUCUGAUAUUUUGUUCAAAUGUCUGAAAAAAGUAUCAGUUGGCUUAUCCCCUUUAUCUAAAGGGCAGAGACAAAUUAUCUCAAUUCCAGAGAAAUGACUGUGUUGGAGAAAAAAUGUGUUGGUCUUUUAGUUGUUUUGUAAUUUAAUCUGGAUGUACCUCAAAAGAACCUUAAAAGUGUGGUGAUAAGGUGCUUUCCUCAAGAGAAACGAGGAAAUAAGCAACUGGAACUCAAAAGCUUGAAAUUCUGAGACAGAACACAACAUGUCCAGGCUUGGGAUUUGAAAAGGUUUUUGCUGCGGCGGUCUACAGUAGUUGAAGCAGAUAUCUCUCAGUGCAGCCGCAGCGAGCAACGACAGAUUUUUCAAGAACUUGACCCGGAACCCAGAAGAGUUUGUCGGGUACUGGCAGGAACUCUGGAGGUAGAUUCUUUUUGUGGCGGGAACAGGGACUGUUGACCUUGCUGUGAGAAAAGAAGCGACAACUGAGCAACACUGCCACCAGCGCCAUUCGAAGACCUGAGUUUCUGUCCAGACUCAGUGCACACUGAUGACACUCCAUCCAAAGUGAAUUACGUCAUGUGCCUCCUCUGAUUGCUGAGUGUUCACGUGGACCUUCUGAUCACCUUCCUUGUGCUGUUCCAUUGGCCUACAAAUCUGGUACUGGAUUUUUACCCAUGGUGAUUUCUACCACCUUACUACUGAUGAAGACACCAUUCCAGCGGACCACUGUGAUCCAAGAGGCAUUCAGCCAUCAUGAUGUGGCCUUUACCUCCACUCCUGUCUUGUUCUACACAGAUUCAGCACAGCCUUUUAUAGUCAUGUCGGAGUCCUCAAGCCAAAUAGCUGAAAUGAUUUCAUCACUAGGACCCAAUUUGUUGCAUAAAUAUGCAUUUCUUCAGUUAAAGCCUUCAGAGACACAUAAGUUUGGAUCAGGGGAUUUUUUUUUCCUUUUUUCUUUUUUUUAAGUUGUCUACGCUGUCUGAAGAAAGGGAAACUCUGUGAACGGCAUUGGAUCACAUUCCACAAUCUCAAAUGAUUGAAGUUCAUGAACUGGGAUUCCAUCAAGGUCAUCACUAGACCCUGUUCAUUCUCUAUAUCUGUAGUAGCCUAUUGAAUAAGAAAGCAGAAAUUCUGACCCAUUGGGAUCAAAACAAAGGCACAGUGAACUCGACACCCUCUUCAGGAUUACUCAGGAACCAGAACUGAUUUUCACACAAAUUAUAAGAAAUUCUACCAAGGAAUCCCUUUUGCCAGACAGCAUUUCACAAGCCUCCAAUCAGAUUCCAGAAAAGACCUCUUGAUACAUCAUCAAGGUGAAACCUAUAUGGUAAUCCCUUCUGUUUAUAUAUAGCACUUUACAGUUUGAAGCACUUUUACAUAUAUUGAGCUCACUUAUCAAAACAAUACAAAAAUUAACCUUUUGUGAAA
This is a messenger RNA of Ochotona princeps (American pika), 3565 nucleotides long. It is a transcript of the gene TUG1, whose product is annotated as taurine up-regulated 1. NCBI's taxonomy places the organism in Eukaryota, Metazoa, Chordata, Mammalia, Lagomorpha, Ochotonidae. The record is from RefSeq and is a predicted model, not a curated record. The transcript has 5 exons. Bases 1 to 705 code for a protein of 234 amino acids.